This is a messenger RNA of Caenorhabditis sp. 36 PRJEB53466, 1417 nucleotides long. NCBI's taxonomy places the organism in Eukaryota, Metazoa, Nematoda, Chromadorea, Rhabditida, Rhabditidae. The record is from the annotation of a GenBank genome assembly.
AUGCGUUACGUUUCGGCUUACCUGCUCGCCGUUCUCGGAGGAAACGCCAACCCUAAGGUGAGUUUUUGUUCCCAUCUACAUAGUCACAUCACAAAACAAACUGGUUUCAGGUUGACGACCUCAAGAACAUCCUCAGCGCUGUCGGUGUUGAUGUUGAUGCUGAUACCGCCAAGCUCGUCGUUUCCCGACUUCAAGGAAAGACAAUUGAGGAGCUCAUCGCCGAGGGAUCUUCUGGACUCGUCUCUGUAAGUUUUUUUUCUACUAGUCGCCCUGUCCUGUCAGCUCUCGAACUUAUGAACCAGGUGAUCGAGUGGGGAUCACUGAGAGAACCGUGCGGUGUGUCCCCACUCCACUUCGUUCUCCUGAACUUCCUCUUAUCAAAAUUUUUGCUUGUAUAUGCAAAAAUCAAAGUUAAGAUAGUUUUGUUCAAUAUAGCUCAAAUUGGUUAUGGAUUGUUAAAUAAAUGUAUUGUAUUACAGGUUUCCGGAGGAGCUGCUCCAGCUGCCGCCGCCGUCCCUGCUGCCGGAGGAGCUGCCCCAGCCGCCGAGAGCAAGCCAGCCAAGAAGGAGGAGCCAAAGGAGGAAUCAGAUGAUGACAUGGGAUUCGGUCUUUUCGACUAAAGAAUUUGUAUGUUAAUAAAUUGUUAUUGUUCUCCGGUCUAUUUCAAGUUCAUGUUUUGAACAUUGCAUAUUUCAAAUCCGAAAAGGUUUGCACGGUGCGAAUAAAUAGGGACUUGUUAAUUCAGACAUGAUAAUUCGAGAGUGUGUGUAUGAAGUUGCUGAAACAGAUCAGGGAGACGUAUGUUGAAAGCACUUCUCAGAUUUGACGGGGAAUUUAUUAAGGUUCUGAUUGCUGAGUGUCUGACGAGCUUCAAAAUUGUAGCUGUUUAUUUUUUGAACAAUGACCUCGACAUUCAAAUACAAGAGCUUCACGAUUCUUUCCCCACUGUUCAUUUCAUCAGUGGCAGCCCGACACAGACCGCCGAAGUGAGGGGGUGCACCCAUUUCUGUAGAAUUGAGUGAUUCUCAGAUUGUGCGAGCCAUAAACACCUUGGAUUCUACUGUCAAAGUCAACAUGGUGCACAAGGGAGACACUGCAUUUGGGAUCCAGGUUUACAACGCCAUUCAGAGAAUUCCGAAGGGACAGACUCGUUCAUAUUCGGAAGUAAGUGAUCAGGGGUUUCAAUUGAAAGAAUACUGUAUUAACAAUUAUUCAACAGAUAGCGCGAGAUAUCGGAAAUCCUAAUGCGACUCGUGCUGUCGCUGGUGCCUGCGCCCGGAACAACAUCGCCUAUCUGAUGCCGUGUCAUCGUGUCGUCGCAAGCAGCGGAGGCCUCUCUGGUUAUCGUUGGGGCGUCGCCAAGAAAAGGCUGCUUCUACAUGCGGAAGGUGCCGAAAUCAGGCAUGCUGCCAUGUGA